Molecule: messenger RNA, 1900 nt
Organism: Centruroides sculpturatus (bark scorpion)
Lineage: Eukaryota; Metazoa; Arthropoda; Arachnida; Scorpiones; Buthidae
Product: ras-related and estrogen-regulated growth inhibitor-like
Exons: 5
Coding region: 289-921 (210 amino acids)
Molecular function (GO): GTP binding; GTPase activity
Source: RefSeq, a predicted model, not a curated record
AAAAUGCUUAUAAUAGAAAAGAUUGCCAUGCUGGAAUGCGUUUCGGAUUGAAUAUUCUAUAAUUAAACUUUAUUAUCUGUAUAAACAAAAAAGUUGAAGUGUCUCUCAGCGUGAGUAACGAUGUGGACGGGAGAUAUAUACCAGACAUUACUUAUCGAUUUCUAAAAUAGGAAAGACUUCUUUUUUGGAUGAACGCAUGCGUGCAGUGAAUCUCCGCACUUUAUUACUAUUCUUAACUUAUAUAAGAAGCGAUAGUAUGGUCCUAGUUUUGUAUCUCAUCGACCGGACAUGUCGGCUAAUAACGUUGCCAUUCGAGGGAUAAGAAGAAGAAAAUCCACAAUUUCCGAAAUUAAAAUCGCCGUUUUCGGUUCCGAAGGAGUAGGAAAAAGUGCUCUAAUUGUUCGUUUUUUGACUAAAAGAUUCAUUGGUGAAUACGACCAUCAAACAGAAAAUAUUUACAGGAGCGAGUUACUUUUGGACGGUGAUCCCGUACUUUUGGAAAUUCUAGACACGUGUCCUAAUAAAGAAGAUCCAAUACCGACAGAGGAAACCAUCAAUUGGGCAGAUGGUUACAUGCUAGUGUACUCGGUCACGGAUCGCUCUAGUUUCGACUACGUGAGAAACAUCAGGGACCACCUGUACUCUCUCGGAUUGGGAGGGAUACCGCUCAUGAUUCUAGCAAAUAAAAAAGAUUUGGUUCACAUGAGACAAGUCAGCUGCGAAGAAGGAGAAAUACUGGUGAAGGAUUCGGAAGAUUCUUUUGUGGAAGUGGCAGCUUCAGAACAAGUGACGCAGAUUACAAGGGUGUUUUAUAACCUGUGUCACAGCGUGCAUACCUAUCGAAGAAGGUCCAAACAAUCACUCUUAGAUCGCAUGUUGGGCAACAAGAACCAUGCAAAAAUAGAAGGAGGAAAGAAAUAAAUGCUCGACGGAAGUGAAAGUUUGACCUUUCUCUUCUACUUCCUGUUUCUUCCAUAUUUUAAAAAUUUUAAAACGUCUCCACAUGAAAUAUUACUGGAUUAAAAUUCGGGCAACAUAUUCUCAUUAUUGCAACAAAAGAGCUCAGAAUGGUCUUUUCCACCCUGUGGGCCACUUUCAAAAGUCCCGAGGUCCGAGCUGUGGUCGUUGCUCUUUGUUAAAGACUCCCUAGAGAUGAAGAGAAUUUGGAGGAACUUCUGUCAAGAGCUAACUCACCCCGUUUCGUUUUUACGUUUUCUUAAUCCGGAUUUCGGCCACCGGGAGAGAAAAUUUGACCACUAAUCCUCCAGAGAGGGAGGCAAUUGUAAAUUUUGUUUCCGCCUUUUUCGAAUCGUUAUCCAAUAUGGCGUCGAUCUACGGUAUUGACGCACUAAAGAAUCCGAUUAAUAUGAAUGAGAAAUAAUUCAUUACAAAUUCAUUAAUAGGAGAAUGUAGUGUAUAAGUAAAUUGUUUAGGAAUUUGAGGUGUGCUCCUCGUUUCCGACCGAAUUCUGUUGAUGUUUCUGAUAACGAUAGCGGAAGCGACUGUCAAAAUCGUUAUAGACAAGCGAGGACGGUAUGACGCGAUGCUUUAGGUGUUUUGUGAGACUUACCCGAAUUGAAGGGAAGAAUGGUCCAUCUCAGCAGACGUUUCCACGCCCAAAAUCCUGCCAAAAUUGGGAAAAAUGCGAGAAAGGAACUAAAUAAGUCGUCCAUGUUCGAACCGGAAAACAUGUCUCCAUUUAUCUAUCAACCGGUAAGUUUAUCCCUACGAUAAAUAUAGAUUGCGACCUACACUAGGUCGACUACCGCUCACUAUCGUCUCUUUAACGUAUACGAAAGCUAACAAUUUCAUAGAAAACAGUAUCGUUCGCAAUUUCUCGAAGCGCGCGUCGAGAAAGGAGACGCGACGCGCAUUUUCUUAUUACUACAAAUGAAAACUU